Messenger RNA from Coregonus clupeaformis (lake whitefish), 2272 nucleotides. Its product is annotated as NACHT, LRR and PYD domains-containing protein 12-like. NCBI's taxonomy places the organism in Eukaryota, Metazoa, Chordata, Actinopteri, Salmoniformes, Salmonidae. The record is from RefSeq and is a predicted model, not a curated record. The transcript has 8 exons. Gene Ontology annotation, molecular function: protein binding. Bases 20 to 1759 code for a protein of 579 amino acids.
CAAUGAAAUCAUCAAACACAUGAAGACAUCAAGGAGCCUCCACAUCAUGUGCCACAUGCCAGUCUUCUGUUGGAUAUCAGCCACUGUCCUUGAGAUUAUGCUGAAAGAGGCAGAGAAGGAUGAAGUCCCCAAAACUCUGACCCAGAUGUUCACACACUUCACGCUCAUCCAAAUCAUUGUGAAGAACAAGAAGUACAACAAAGCCACAGAGACAAACCCAAAGGAACUGUCUCAGUCAGACAAAGAGAUGAUCCUGAAACUGGCAAAGCUGGCUUUCCAACAGCUGCAGAAGGGCAACCUGAUCUUCUAUGAGGAGGACCUGAGAGAGUGUGGCCUUGAUGUCACAGAGGCAUCAGAGUACUCAGCAUUGUGUACAGAGAUCUUUAAAGAAGAAUCUGGGCUGUACCAAGACAAGGUCUACAGCUUUGUGCAUCUGAGCAUUCAGGAGUUUCUAGCAGCAGUGCAUGCUUUAGAAUCAUGUCUGGACAAGAAGGAAAAUGUUUUCCCCCCCAAAGCAGUCACUAGUGAUAGUGAUGAUGAUUCCUCUGACGAUGACUCUGAUGAAGCAGCCACUCCAACCCUACUCCAAAAUGUCAUCACACAACAGGACAGAGACAUGAAGUCAGACCCGUUGUAUGACUUACACAGGAGAGCAGUGGACCAGGCCUUGAAGAGUGAGAAUGGACACCUGGACCUGUUCCUCCGCUUCCUUCUGGGUCUCUCACUGGAGUCCAAUCAGAAUCUGUUACGAGGCCUUCUGACACAGACAGGAAGUACAACACAGAGCAAUGAGGAAACAGUUGAGAGAACAGUCAGGUACAUUUCAGACAAGAUCAAAAGGGAAUCCUCACCAGAAAGGAUCAUCAACUUGUUCCACUGUCUGAAUGAACUUGGUGCCAACUCUCUAGUUGAAGACAUGCAAACCUCCCUGCGAUCAGGAACUCUUUCAGAAACAAGACUAAAACGUGACCAAUGUUCAGCCCUGGCCUACCUGUUACUGAUGUCAGAGGAGGUGCUGGAGGAGUUUGACCUGAAGACAUACACCACAUCAGAGGAAGGUUAUCAGAGGUUGCUGCCGGUAGUGAAAACCUGCAAGAGAGCACUACUGGAUCGCUGUGACCUCACAUAUACAUACUGUGAGACUCUGGCUUCAGCUCUGCAGACACCAAACUCCCCCCUGAGAGAACUGGACCUCCGCUACAAUUACCUGGAAGACAGUGGAGUGGAGCUGCUCUGUGUUGGACUAACCAGUCCACUCUGCAACAUACAGUGCAACAUACAGACACUAGUUCUAGGUCAGUGUGGUCUGACAGAGGGUUGCUGUUCAGAUCUGGCCUCAGUCCUGAGUUCACCCAACUCACAACUGAAACAACUGGAGCUGAGAGACAAUGACCUGCAGGACUCAGGAGUUACACUGCUGUCUGCUGGACUGGAGGAUCCAGACUGUAAACUACACACACUGGGGCUGUCUGGCUGUCUGGUCACAGAGGAGGGCUGUGCUGCUCUGUCUUCAGCUCUGAGGUCAAACCCCUCCCACCUGAAAGAGCUGGACCUGAGCUACAAUCACCCAGGAGACUCUGCAGGGGGACUGCUUUCAGCUGCUCUGGUGGAUCCCACAGAUAAACUGAUGAAGCUGAAUGUGGAUCAUGGUGGAGAGUUCAGGCUGAAAUCAGGGCUGAGGAAAUAUGCCUGUCAUCUCACCCUGGACCCAAAUACAGCAAACCCAAACCUGAUACUGUCUGAGGGGAACAGAAGGUGACACGGGUGGAGGAGAACCAGCAUUAUGAAGACCAUCCAGACAGAUUUGACUGUAAUCCCCAAGUUCUCUGCAGAGAAGGCUUAUCUGGAUCUCGUUAUUACUGGGAGGUGGAGAGGGAUGGUGGCGGGGCUGACAUUGGUGUGGUGUACAAAGGACAGAAGAGGAAGGGAGAGGAGGACAGUUGGAUUGGAGCCAAUAGGAAGUCCUGGUGUUUAUUCUGCAUUGACAGUGGAUAUCACUUUUACCAUCCUGGAGUCAACAGAUCCAUCCCUGGUCCUGUUUCUAACAGAGUUGGAGUGUAUCUGGACUGGCCAGCUGGUACUUUGUCCUUCUAUAGUGUGUCCUCCUCUGGUACACUGACACACCUUUACACAGGACACACCACAUUCACUGAACCCAUCUAUCCUGGGUUUGGGGUUUAUUCCUCCUCCUCCUCAGUGACCCUGUGUCAGAUAGAUGACCAACACAUUCAAAGCAGAGACCAUGGUGGAGAGUGUUGUAUCAAGCCUGGAC